This is a messenger RNA of Leptomonas pyrrhocoris, 964 nucleotides long. RefSeq lists its product as hypothetical. The record is from RefSeq and is a predicted model, not a curated record. The transcript has a single exon. Lineage: Eukaryota; Euglenozoa; Kinetoplastea; Trypanosomatida; Trypanosomatidae. Bases 116 to 964 code for a protein of 282 amino acids.
AGUGAACGCGCCGACAGAAGUGUUCGAUCGCUCCACCACAUCUCGCAACGGCGCACUGUUUUUUUCUUGUCGCUGUUUUCUCCCUUUUCAAAUAUCCGCAACGCGCACGCUGUGAAUGAUGUUGUCAUCCAAUGAGCUGAAUGUGCUGCUGCGAGAUGAGCGGGCGUGGCGCAGAGCCGCACAGAAGCCGACUGGAGAGGACUGCAACGGCGCUGCAUCGACUUCCAGCAGAGAGGCGAAUUGGCUCAUUUUCCGUCGCGGCACGAGCGACAACGCUUUCUCGCUGAGGUUUUCGAACUCGCUUCGGGCGGAGUUGCUGACGGACGGCCUCAACACCACCUCCUCGCUUGCGCGCUCGACGCUCCCACGCAAAAGAUGGGACACGAGUGUGCGGUGCGCGACGGAUGGCGCCGUCGCCGACCCACUGCAGCAGUUGCUGGCGCGUAAUCUGCAUCGACGGCGAUCUCCGCCCAAACAGGUGCAGCCGCCGACCCGCUCGGUCUCCGCCCUUCGUGCACGCGAGCGGCGGCGAGCGAUGCAGCGCGUCAACGAAGAAUUCGUCGAGUUAGAGAGACAGGAUCGACGAGAGAUUGCGGCGGCGUGCAGGACACACUGGCGGGCCCUCACUGCGGCCUUCUUCCACGAAGCGAUGAACAUGCUUCUUCUAACCGAACUCAACGACCGCCGGAUCCUCUUCAGAGCAUGGCAGGAAGGGAAAGACAUGUUGUCUUCCGCGAUGCUCUUCGAGCAGGAGUGUCUGACAGGCAUGACCCGUCGCCAUUUCAAACAACACUGCCAUUUUAUUCACACCGAAGCACUUGUUCGCAGCCGCAUUUUGAACGACGAGAAGGAAUGCCGUGACUUGCUGGAGCGCUACGCCUACGUCGAGUUUCUGAGGACGCUGGAGGCGGAGAUUGCAGUUUGCAAGCGUCAAGAGCUGCGGCUGCUGCGCCGUAUCACGUAG